Molecule: messenger RNA, 1193 nt
Organism: Didymodactylos carnosus
Lineage: Eukaryota; Metazoa; Rotifera; Eurotatoria; Philodinida; Philodinidae
Source: the annotation of a GenBank genome assembly
AUGGAUCAACGAAAGAUGAGCACAACAGAAAUUGACCUUGAAUCGGUGCUUAAUGUAAGACGUCGUAGAUUAUCUGUAACAGCACCGCAAGCUUCACAAGAUGCUCAUCGGUAUACGGAUGUUAUCAUUUUAAAAGUUGAAAAGUCCAAUGAUAUAUUGAAAGAAGAGGCACGCUGCAUAUUUCACGGUUCGUUCAGCUUUUUCUUCUUCUUCUACUUUAAGGCCCUCCAUGUAUCAGAAAUCUAUCUCGUUAACUAUAAGUCCAAUCUACAACAAGUUUAUAACGUUUCUGAAUCUGUGCGUUGUUUGUUUAUAGCGGUUAUCCCAGGGUCAGAACAGGAAAAACUUUAUUUCAGUUUUGUAGAAAUCCUUCGUUUAUCAAAAAAUAGUCCUAAGUUCAAAAAUCAGACUCUUGCAUGUUGUAUCCGUAAGCGUUAGCUUUAAUUUAGUGCCAUCUCGUGCUCUCCAUUAACUAAACUAACGGGAAAAUUCUGCGCAUACGUAAUGGUGAGAAGAUACAUUAAGCUUUCGAAAAACGACAGCACUAAAGUAUAUGAUCAAUUCUCGGCAAAACUCUAAUAACCCUUGAUCGAAAUAUCUCCUAGAACUGGCAAACAUCUGUUCAAAUCAGAAAUGUCUACUCUACAAACUGAUUGCAAGUAUUAACUCUAGUACAUUUACCAGAACAGUAUUUUUUUAGGGCUUUUAAAAAACUUUUGCAAUAAUCAUUAGAAACGUAUAUUGAAGAGAAAUAAAGAUAAAAUGUGAUAGAAAACACCUUUAGCUUCACAACUAAACGCUUACCUCAAUUUCGGCUAGUUACAAAGAUCAUAUUUUCUGAUAAGUGGAGCACUCUAAAAAAAAGUCGUAGAUUAAUAAACUAUCAAAAAGAGUUUAUUAAGACCAAUAAACCUUUUAAAAAACGCUUUUCCAUUUUUUAUAUCUAAAAAAUUAAAAAGCGUUCGUGACAGAUGCAAAAUGAAAAACGGGCGGUUUUUAUCAAAAAUAAAAAAUCUUUUUCAAUUUUUUGUUGAAUCUAAAAAACCAGCCAAAAAAACUAAGAGCUUUUUAGCUCGUUUUUUAAACUACUAAAAAGCUAGCUAAAAAACUCUUCGUUUUAGUUUUUUAGCUGAUUUUUUAGACUCAACAAAAAACUGAAAAGGAUUUUUUAUUUUUGAUAAAAACCGCCCGUU